AUGUCACGUCCUCUGACAGCAGAUGAGCUUCAAGCUGAGGUCGAUGCAAUUAUGAACGAACCAAGUGAUGAGGAAACGCCUGAAGAACCGUUUCAAGACUCUGGCAGUAGUUACCAUCCAUCAUGUGAAUCGGACUCCAGUGAUGAAAAUGUAGUUAGUGGUGAGGACUAUGAACAUUCUGAUGUUAGUGAUAGCCGUGAAAACGGUUCACGCAAUCCACCAGCCAACGAAAGGCUAGCCACGACCGAAGAUAUUUCAUGUUGGACAGAGAUCAACGACCAACCAAAAAUUCAUGACUUUACGGGAAUUGAAGGUAUAAAAGUGAAUAUUCCGGCAGAUUCUUCUGCAUGUGAGGUAUUUAGGCUUCUGUUUGAUGACACUCUAAUCGGGAAACUGUGUGAUUGGGCUAAUCUUCGGGCAAUGGAGAUUGUGGGAAAUGUAUUACAGAAGCAUUCUACAAUGAACAGGUGGAAGCCACUUUCUUCUGAAGAGUUCCGCCGUUUUAUUGGACUUUGCAUUCUAAUGGGACAAAUAAAAAUGCCCAGCAUCAAGCACUACUGGAAUACUAAGCCACUCUAUGCCCAUCCAGUUUUUGGCAGAGUAAUGUCAAGAAACAGAUUUGAACAGAUUUUGAGGUGCUUGUGUUUUUAUAAGAGAGAAGAUGAAAGAACAUCCCGUUUACGCAAAAUCGAACAGGUUGUGAACCACGUUAGAGAAAACAUACAGAAAGUGUAUUAUCCCGGCAAAGAUAUCUCGCUAGAUGAAGCUUUAUUACUUUGGCGUGGGCGAUUGCUAUUCCGUCAAUACAUUCCAAACAAAAGUGCAAAACACGGAAUAAAGUUAUAUGAACUUUGCACUUCUGAUGGUUACAUACUUGAUUGUUUGGUAUACACUAGGAACAGUCGAGGGGAAUGA
Messenger RNA from Acanthoscelides obtectus, 915 nucleotides. Lineage: Eukaryota; Metazoa; Arthropoda; Insecta; Coleoptera; Chrysomelidae. The record is from the annotation of a GenBank genome assembly.